Molecule: messenger RNA, 124 nt
Organism: Racocetra fulgida
Lineage: Eukaryota; Fungi; Glomeromycota; Glomeromycetes; Diversisporales; Gigasporaceae
Source: the annotation of a GenBank genome assembly
CAAAAUUUUACAAGAUUGUGAAGUAGAACCACUCUAUCUUUUUGUACCACUAUGUUCAACAUUAAUCACAAAACCUCUGGAUGAUCCCAAACCUAAAAUAAAUAGUUCUAUUGAUGAAAAUUGA